CCACACCUUCUCCCAUCAACACAGCCACCUGAAGAACCAUAAGCAGCAAAAAAAAGGCAGUAAUAAACCAAACUCAUGGGGGAAUCAAAGAAGAAAAGCAGAUCAGUCGCUACACAAAGAGCUUGGAAUCUUGUAAGAAUGGCUCUUCUAUGGGGAAGAAAAGGUGGCAUCUUCAAGAAAUGGCACAUGUUCGAGCUACGUAACUUGGUCCCCAAGCAUCUUAAAGCCCUAGCUCAUCAUUCUAACAGCGUUGAUGAUAGCGUCCGUUACCUCGGUGAGAAACAGCUCUCUUUCGACGAGACCCCGGUCUUUAACGUAAAGAUGCAUCGUCCUGCUUCGAUGAGGUUCCUAUUGCCUUGCAUUGCUCCUCCCGUUGACUUUGAUUACGACUUUGAAUUGGACCGUCAAGAUAAUGAUGCCGACGAUGUUAGAUCCUACGGCUACUAUAACGAUUAUUGCAAUGAGAAAUGUGAACGUGCGGAUGGUACUUAUCAAGAUGAAGAAGAAGAUGAGAAAGGGGUUGAUGUGAGAGCAGAUGAGUUUAUUGCUAACUUCUAUCAACAGAUGAAGUUACAGAGACAAAUCUCUUACUUGCAAUACAAAGAACACAAUGACGUUGUAUGAUGAUCAUAACAAGUGUUCUAAAUUUUUCACAUAGAAAUGUUUCUCUUUUUUUUUUUUUGUUAAUUCUCCAUUUUUUGUUUUCAAUUUUGGUUAAAUAAAUGGUUACUUCAUUGUUAUA
This is a messenger RNA of Brassica napus (rape), 742 nucleotides long. RefSeq lists its product as uncharacterized. The transcript has a single exon. The record is from RefSeq and is a predicted model, not a curated record. NCBI's taxonomy places the organism in Eukaryota, Viridiplantae, Streptophyta, Magnoliopsida, Brassicales, Brassicaceae. Bases 76 to 624 code for a protein of 182 amino acids.